Messenger RNA from Owenia fusiformis, 1097 nucleotides. The record is from the annotation of a GenBank genome assembly. NCBI's taxonomy places the organism in Eukaryota, Metazoa, Annelida, Polychaeta, Sabellida, Oweniidae.
UUCAGAAUAACCGACUUAUAUCCUGGAAGGUUGUAUAAUAUUAGCGUGAGGUCUAUUGUGGGAGCGGAGGAGAGUAGAGAAGUUCUUGCAAAUGGAGGCGCAGGUCAAUUGACAACACCCAGUCGGCCUGGAAAGCUGAUGUUGGAAAAGGCUUCUGCAACCUGGUCACCCUAUCACAUUUAUAUUACCUGGACUAACUCAACAAGUGAGAAUGGUGUAGAAAGAUACAGCGUAUCUUUAACAAGUGGAACGGGAAGUAUUGGUCAAGUGGAAUAUUCUGGAAAUAGACACGGAGUUAAUAUAACGAAUUUAUGUCCCGGAAUGUCAUAUUGUGUACGGGUUGUUGCAGAACUCCGAAAUCUAAUAAGUCCUCCGAGUGACAAUUGUUUUUCCACGGUAGAAACACGUCCUAGUGAUGCACCUACGAAUUUAAUUUUAAUUCCACAAAGGAGAUCAUUGAUAGUUAUCUUUAACACACUUCGAAGACCAAAUGGGCGAAUAACAACAUAUGAAUGCUAUAUACACAACUUGAAUACUAGUACAGAUACAAUUCAGAAUCACACUACAGCGAGAAAGUCAUCAAUCGCUGUUGAAACUUUUAUAAUCAGAGACUUAGAACCAUAUACAAACUAUAGCAUACGGGUGAGAGCAUACACCAGUGUAGGGAGUGGUCCGUGGAGUGAUCCAGUCUCAGAAUGUACUCUAGAAGCAGCACCCGGGAAUGUAUCCAGUUUUAGUGCUGCUCCAAUUAACUACACUACUGUGCAUUUAACAUGGACCCCUCCUACAAAGCGAAAUGGUAUUAUACGAGAAUAUGUUAUAGUAAAUCCUCCUGCUGCAAAUGUUAGAGUCCGAUCUACCACACAAGAAUAUAUAGUUACUGGAUUAAAUGGUUACACUCACUAUACAUUUGGAAUAAUGGCAGUUACUGUUGAAGUUGGAAAUGAAGCCCGAAUUAGUGUACGAACUCCAGAAGGACGUAAGUUGUGUUGGAUAUGUGCUCGUCUAAUUUUGUUAUACAUUAACAGUAAUUUGUGAACAAAGAAAACCUUGAUUGAAGAGUGUUUGUUUGAAAAAUUUUCAUUUAUAUCAUAAUU